AUGCAUGCUGCUGCUUUUUAUGGACGUGUUGACGUUGUUCGUUGUCUUUUGGAAAAUGGAACCAAUUUCCGAAUAAAAAAUAAAGCUUAUAAUACAGCUGAAGAUGAAGCAUAUAAUGAUGAUGUAAAAAAGAAUAAAUUAACACAACAUCAAACAUUAUUACAUUGUGCUAAUCUCAUUGAUUUCAAUGGAAAUACAUCAUUACAUCUUGCUGCUUAUGGUGAACAUACAAGUAUUGUUGAUUAUCUUGUUAACCAUGGUUGUGAUCCAACUGUUAAAAAUCGUUGGGGUAUAACAGCUGAAGAAGAAGGCAAUAAAUAUAGUAAUAGUAUUACUGAUAUAUUCAAACGUAUGUGUGAACGUGACAUGUUUGAAAUGGCACGAACUGGUGUACACUGA
Molecule: messenger RNA, 399 nt
Organism: Rotaria sp. Silwood2
Lineage: Eukaryota; Metazoa; Rotifera; Eurotatoria; Philodinida; Philodinidae
Source: the annotation of a GenBank genome assembly